AUGUCUGCAACCGAACUCUCCACCCAUGUUCCGCCCUCUAUGCAGGCGCCUCUGGAUCCCCUCCGCCUCCUCGGCCUCUUGGCAGUGUCGAUGCUAGCACUCUACCGAGUAUAUCUAUGGCUGCUUCCCAAGCCCAUGCCCGGUAUACCAUACAACCACGAAGCCGUCAAAAGUAUCUUCGGCGAUAUACCUAGUAUUGUUGCCGAAGUUGGGAAAACGAAUGACUUGAUGGCCUGGCUCCAAAAGCAAACUGAACGGCACCGUGCCCCUCUCGUUCAAGUCUUUAUGUGGCCGUUCUCGAAGCCGGCGUUGCUUCUCAGCGAUUUCCGCGAGUCGCAAGAUGUCCUUCUCCACCGCGCCAAGGAUUUCGACCGCUCGACCUUUGCGGGCGACAUCUUCGGCGGCAUCGCGCCCAAUUUCCAUAUUGUCAAACGCACGGGGCCCGAGUGGAAGGCCCACCGUCGCCUCCUUCAGGACCUCAUGACGCCGUCGUUCCUCGACAACGUUGCCGCCCCAUCAAUAUAUGACAGCAUGCUCGAUAUUGUGGACCUUUGGUGCCUGAAGGCGCGACUGGCAGAUGGCCGACCCUUCGCCGCUGCUCAAGACAUCCACAACGCUGCCCUGGAUGCCGUCCUCGCAUUCUCUUUCGGCAAGGAAUUCUCGAGCCGUGCGACCAAACCUCAGAUCGAGCUGCUCUCCGGCUCGAAGAAGCGUGAAGCCGAAGCUAAGGACAAGCCCGUCACCUUCCCGCAGGCGCAGCUCGACCCGAGCAUUCAGUCCAUGAUAGACAUCACCGACGUAAUGAUCCACAUCAAGUCCGCUCUCCUUCCUAGAGUAAAGUGGUGGUUUGUCCUGAUGCUUCCGCACAUCCGCCGCGCAUACCAGACCAAAGAUAGGUGCAUCAUGCAGGAGCUGAAGAGAUCCGUGGAGGCUUCGGGAGGGAAUAAGUCGUCCCGCGACGACUCCUGGGUGCGCUCGGCCGUCGACCACGUCGUCAGCCGAGAGACACGCUUCGCGGAGAAGGAUGGCCGCGCGCCCGCGUACUUUUCGCCAGUGAUGCAGGACGAGGUCUUCGGCUUCGUCAUCGCCGGCCACGACACGACUAGCACCUCCCUCAGCUGGGGCGUAAAGUUCCUCGCCGACCACCCGGGCGCCCAGCGCCGUCUCCGCCUCGCCCUCCGCGCCGCUUUCUCCGCCUCCGCAGCCGAGCGCCGCCUCCCCACACACGCCGAAAUCACCAAGACCCCAAUCCCCUAUCUCGAUGCGUGCAUCGAGGAGAUCCUACGCCUCGGCAACACCGUGCCCGCUUUCGACCGUCAGGCGCUGCAUGACACCGUACUUCUGGGUCACUUCAUCCCGAAGGGCACCGUCGUGUUCGCCAUGAACAACGGGCCCGGUAUGCUGAGCCCUGCGGUGGACGUGGACGAAGCGAAGCGCAGCGAGAGCGCGCGGGGGGAUGAGAAGACGCGGAGGAGGCCGUGGCAGAAUGAGGGCAUCGCGCGGUUCCGGCCGGAGAGGUGGCUUGUUGGGAAGGAUGGGGAGAGGGUGGGUGAUGUGGAGGAGGAGGAGGAGGAGGAGGAGAAGGAUGCGUGGAGCGAGGCCGUGUUUGAUGCGCAGGCGGGGCCGGCGGCGCCGUUUGGCGGCGGAGUUCGCGGAUGUUUUGGGCGCAGAUUGGCAUAUUUGGAGAUGCGGUUAUUUUUGACCAUGGUGCUGUGGCAGUUUGAGCUCUUGAAGUGUCCUGAGGAUGUAUCGGGCUAUGAAGCGUAUGAUGGGGUAGUGCACAAGCCGAAGAAAUGCUUCGUAAGGUUGAGGCAUAUCAAGGAGUGA
Molecule: messenger RNA, 1827 nt
Organism: Lasiodiplodia theobromae
Lineage: Eukaryota; Fungi; Ascomycota; Dothideomycetes; Botryosphaeriales; Botryosphaeriaceae
Exons: 2
Coding region: 1-1827 (608 amino acids)
Molecular function (GO): iron ion binding; monooxygenase activity; heme binding
Source: RefSeq, a predicted model, not a curated record